Molecule: messenger RNA, 1113 nt
Organism: Thalassophryne amazonica
Lineage: Eukaryota; Metazoa; Chordata; Actinopteri; Batrachoidiformes; Batrachoididae
Product: C-type lectin domain family 10 member A-like
Exons: 7
Coding region: 380-1006 (208 amino acids)
Biological process (GO): biological process involved in interspecies interaction between organisms
Cellular component (GO): external side of plasma membrane
Molecular function (GO): fucose binding; D-mannose binding
Source: RefSeq, a predicted model, not a curated record
UGAAGAUGUGGGUAAGACCAGAAGGAAAUCCAGUUUGAGUUCUGGUUUGAAGGAAGUUCUCCAUCUGUAGGGAACUGUUUUAGGAGAAAAUGUGUUGUGGUUUCUUAAGAGUUGGCAAGAAUAGCUCCUGUUUCAAAAUAGUGUUCAUUUUGAAGAACCCAGGAUGAAAUAAACUUUACUGGACUUAACAGUGAAGCUAGAGCAUGUUUGGGUUUGUGGGCCAAGCUGUCCAACUAAGCAUCCUGAAGAACAGGAGACCUCACCACCAUGACGGAGUACAGCCGCCAUUUUGACUCGGACAACGGAAUCUUCUGGGUCAAAGACCGUCCGGUCUCUGUCCAGUGUUUCAAGGUUCAGACCGUGGCUGUUUCCUGUUGUCAUGGUUACGGUUGUCCUUGCUGUCAUCAUUGCUCUGGGAAUCAUAAACACAAAGACGUCCAGUCAUCUGAGUUCUAUGCAGCAGACUGUUUCCAACCUGACGCAUGUUGUCCAAUCACUGAGUGCCGCCGUACUGCAUAGUGACGAUGAAGAACUGUGCCACCUGCAGCUUUCUGUGGAUCAAAACAAGAACCAGCUGAUCUCAGGCACAGCAGGAGACAUGUGCUGUCCUCUGGCUUGGGAACGUUUGGGGUCCAGCUGUUAUUUCUUCAGCUCGUCUGUCCUGUCAUGGGAAGAAUCCAGAGACUGGUGCAGGGGACAGGAAGCUCACCUGGUCAUACUCAACACGGAGGAGGAGUGGGACUUUGUGGUCAAGCACACUCAUGGAGUGUUAUACUGGGUCGGUUUGAGUAUUGGCAAAACGGGGAGUUGGGAGUGGUCCAACCAGACGCCAUACGUGAUGGAGCGCAGGCGCUGGAAGCCCGGUCAGCCUGAUCGUUGGACUGGUCACGGACUCGGUACUGGGUCUGAAGACUGCGUUAACUUGGGGACUAAUGGACGCCUCAACGACCUGCACUGCUCCACCAAGCUGCCCUACAUCUGUCAAAAACACAGUGUGCACAGCUGAAAGCUCCACCCACACAGCUGAAAGCUCCACCCACACACCAUGUCAGCUCAUCCUCCUCGAUCUCUGUUCUGUGGGAGGGCAGGAACGCUCCAAAAUAUGCAGAAUUA